Molecule: messenger RNA, 3602 nt
Organism: Cylicocyclus nassatus
Lineage: Eukaryota; Metazoa; Nematoda; Chromadorea; Rhabditida; Strongylidae
Source: the annotation of a GenBank genome assembly
AUCGCUUAAGUAAGUGUGUUUGUCAGACUCCGCCUCUUCUGCGAUUUCUCGUCUUCCUGCCUGAGCUCGCGGCUCUGAGAGUGAGCGUGUCGACGUCCUCACUCAUAUAUCUCUAUCUACUCAUGUCACAUCACUACCAACAAAUUAGUUGUUUUGUUGAUCGAUUGUAGCUGAGCUGUAGUCCUCCCUAUAAGGACAUCUGCUAUGGAUCCUAAGGUACAUCCAGCGAAAGACAAAGAGGCGGCUCGUCCGCUUUCCGCCGUCUUCCGCGUUGAAGGCAACGGGGUUGUUAGCAAGUUUGACGACGUGACUGGAAGUCCACCGAGGAAUUUUUGUGUAAAGUGGUUGUCACGGAUUCCCAGAACACUUUCAAUUGGUGAAAUGCUCGAUGCCUGGAAAAAUGGAUUUGUUCCAACUUCGAAGAGCACAAAGCAAGAUAUUAUGAUUGAAACAUUGACUGCUGAAAAUGCCGCCGCACACGAAGCGCUGCACUGCUUGCAUAUGUUGCGAUCAGAUGGUGAACAUGGUUUAUCCACAGCUGAAGCAUCAUUACGGAGGCAAUAUCAUGGGUAUAAUGAAUUUGAGGUUUCCGAACAAGAACCAAUAUGGAAAAAAUAUACAGAGCAGUUUAAAAAUCCCUUAAUUCUCCUAUUACUCGGUAGUGCAGCUGUAUCACUAUUGAUGAGACAAUUUGAUGAUGCAGUCAGCAUUACUGUAGCUGUUGUUAUUGUAGUUACUGUAGGAUUUGUUCAGGAAUAUCGUUCUGAAAAAACAUUGGAACAAUUAAAUAAACUAGUCCCGCCUGCAUGUCAUGUGCUCCGAGAUGGCAAAGAACAUCCUUUGUUAGCCAGAGAAUUAGUGCCAGGCGAUGUUGUUUUAUUAAAUACGGGUGAUCGUGUACCAGCUGAUGUACGACUAUUGGAAGCUUUUUCUUUACAAAUUGAUGAAAGUUCACUUACUGGAGAAACUGAGCCAAAACAUAAGGAGACGCAGGCCGUUUCACCGCACCAUGGAAGUGGCGUAGAAAAUAUGAUGAAUAUUGCAUUUAUGGGCACGUUGAUCUGUAAUGGGAGGGGGCGGGGUUUGGUAAUCUCAACUGCUGCAAAUUCACAAUUUGGUGAGGUGUUUCGAAUGAUGCAGGGUGAAGAGUCACCGAAAACACCUUUGCAAAAUAGUAUGGAUGAACUUGGCAAACAACUAUCGUUUUACUCGUUCGCCUUCAUCAUCGUGAUUUUUGUCAUAGGAUUGUUACAAGGACGAAACGUUUUGGAUAUGUUUACUAUUGGUGUAAGCUUAGCUGUAGCUGCUAUACCGGAAGGUUUACCCAUAGUUGUAGCUGUGACGCUGGCCAUCGGUGUUAUGCGAAUGGCAAGCCGUAGAGCAGUGGUUAAAAAGAUGCCAGCAGUAGAGACAUUGGGAUGCGUGACUGUGAUCUGUUCUGAUAAAACGGGUACCUUAACAAAGAAUGAGAUGACAGCAACAUGUGUGGUUACACCAGAAGGGCGACGAGCAGAGGUGACUGGUAUUGGUUAUGUGGUUGAAGGAGGACGAUGUACUUAUGAAGGCGAGCCAAUCAUGGGCUACAGCCAUCGAGAAUUUGCAAGCAUCAUUGAGGUAGGAGUGGUGUGUAACAAUGCAGCUAUCGUAGCCGACUCUGUGAUUGGUCAGCCAACGGAGGGUGCUCUAGUAGUAUUGGCUCAAAAGACUGGAUUGGAAGGAUGUCGGCAACAUUACAAACGGGUUCGCGAAAUUCCCUUCAGUUCAGAUACGAAGUAUAUGUCUGUCCAAUGCGAGCAAAAUGGACAAACGAUAUUUUUUGUAAAAGGCGCACUAGAUCGGAUACUGCAACUUUGCGAUUCGUAUCUGUCGAGCGAUGCGACAAGAAAGCCACUGGACGACUACAUUCGACAACGAAUAUCGGAUGGGGGACGUGGAUUGGGUGCUACUGGAUUGAGAGUUCUUGCAAUGGCUAGAGGAGACAAUAUGCAAUCGCUGAUGUUGGUUGGAAUGGUGGGAAUGCUUGAUCCUCCUCGACUCGGUGCUCCUGACGCGAUUGCUAUGGUCCGAGCUAGUGGAGUCGAGGUGAAACUGAUUACCGGAGAUGCACAAGAAACAGCUCAAAGUAUAGCCACAAUGUUGGGAAUGUACCAUGCACCCCAAGACAGUUGUCUUUCUGGAGCUCAAAUUGAUGGAAUGUCCGAUAACGAUCUGGAACUUGUUAUACGUCAAGUUUCCGUAUUCUAUCGAGCAUCUCCUAGGCAUAAGUUGAAAAUUGUAAAGGCUCUGCAAUCCAUUGGAGAAGUUGUAGCUAUGACUGGCGAUGGAGUGAAUGAUGCUGUAGCUUUGAAAAAAGCUGACAUUGGCGUAGCAAUGGGACUGGGUGGCACGGAUGUUUGCAAAGAAGCAGCCGAUAUGAUCUUGUGUGAUGACGAUUUCUCUACGAUGACCUCAGCUAUAGAAGAGGGAAAAGCAAUCUAUCAUAAUAUUACAAAUUUUGUGCGAUUCCAGCUUAGCACAAGUGUUGCAGCACUGUCGCUAAUCGCUGCCUCAACUAUGUUCCAUUUCGAAAAUCCUCUGAAUGCCAUGCAGAUCUUAUGGAUCAACAUCAUCAUGGAUGGUCCGCCAGCUCAAAGUCUCGGUGUGGAGCCUGUCGAUGAUGACAUCAUCCGACAGCCACCUCGUAACGUUCGUCAACCAAUGUUGAACUUGCGGUUAAUGAUAGAUAUCCUGUCGUCGGCGGCCAUCAUUGUGCUUGGCACACUUUAUAUUUUCUAUAGAGAGAUGUCCAUUGACAAUCAAAUUACUCCACGUGACACUACCAUGACUUUUACAUGCUUUGUAUUGUUUGAUAUGUGGAAUGCAUUGAGUUGUAGGAGCUCAAGAAAAAUGAUUUGGCAAAUAGGUUUGUUUAGGAAUCGAAUGUUUUGCAUAGCUCAUGUCUUCCAGACUGAAGCGCUUUCACUGUUGGAUAUACUUUUUCUAAGCGCCAUGACCUCAUCGGUAUUCGUAUUUAAUGAGACGAAGAAAUAUUUUCAUCUUCGAAAACCGCCCAUGAAAUCGAAACUAGAAGAAUCCUUGUGAUUUUCAUUUUUCUCUUUUAUUCUAUGAUCACAUGCCAAAUGCAAUCAGAAGCCUUUCAAAUUUUGUAUUUAUUCCCCAGAUUUUUCUCUCAUUUUACUCUGAUUUCAUUUCCAGGACUGAUUUUUAUUGUUAAAAUUGCCGUCAAGUGAUUCUUUACAUUUAUUGCAAUUGCAAGAUAGAUUUCACCUUUAGUCACAAGCCUCAGAGUUCUCAUAUCAUUCGAAUGCCAUGGCGUUUUACUAGAAUAUUUAUUGUUACUCAUAUAAUUUAUUGGCGUUUUAUCGGAAGAUUUAUAUGGAUUUUCACGCAAUUCCCGACUCUCUUGACCAGUUUGUUAAUUAUGUCUCAACGCAGGAUGUUAAGGUAUUACAUAACAAGUGCUGGGUAGAAAAUUCCAGUGUUAAAAUUAUACGGUAACUCUAAGUUUUCUUGUAUGAGUGUACAUAAAGUUGGAGUGAAACAGUUUGUGUUAUCUUUUGUAGUCUACACAACCCAUGCUCAUCACAAGUUUUUACCGCGCC